Messenger RNA from Linnemannia hyalina, 1563 nucleotides. The record is from the annotation of a GenBank genome assembly. NCBI's taxonomy places the organism in Eukaryota, Fungi, Mortierellomycota, Mortierellomycetes, Mortierellales, Mortierellaceae.
AUGACAUCGAGCGAUAUGGACGAGACCAUUGCCUCGUCACCAUCCUAUGUCUCCGUCGAUUUGGGCCAGCACAAGAAGCGCUCUUCCUCAACAAUGUCUCCUCCUUCGGCCUACGAAAACCAACAUCCACGCGACAUGAGUAUCGACUCGACCCAUCCCAACGCCACCAGCAACAGCAACAAUGACAACGACAACGAAGGCAACAUGGAGAACUUUGAGCGACCUCUCAAACAAACAUUCCGUCAACUCACCCCGAUCGACACCACCUCGCAUCGCCACUGGUCCAACGCCGAACAGGAGGCGCUUUAUGUCGCUGUCGAACGACACCAUCUCUAUGGCCGGUGGGCUGAUGUGAAAGAACGGAUGCAGCUUGACCGCUCACUGGAGGAAAUUGAACAAGAAUACACCCGCAUCUAUGGCGAGUUGCCCGAAUCCGAUAUUGAUUAUGACGAUGACGAUGAUGAUGACUGGUCCUCGUCCGGCUAUGACCCUGCCCCUGGUUCGGCUGCCUCGUCAACAGGACCCACCUACCGGUCCUCGUUCCCUAAUCUUUACCAUGCCGCCGGCGGCGCUGCUACACCUGCGCUCACUCCAGCCACUCAAAGCCGUCGAUCGUCUCAGGAGAUGUAUGGGUCCUACCCGUACCCACACUCGACACAGUCGACCUCACGCCGGCCUUCGAACCAGACCAACCGGUCGAUGCACUCCAGGAGCCCUGAUGAAGGUUAUGAUCACGACCACGAUGGUGGGAGCGACACGCGGAUGAGGGACCGGGACUCGUCGUACCAUGCACCAUCUCCGACAACACCAAAAUCACGUGGAACAGGCAGCAGCGGGAAACGAGGUCGCGGAGGAGGGUCGGCAGCUGCUGCAGCCGAUCGGGCUGCUACCGCUGCGGCUGCGGCUGCCAGGGGUGUGACAGGAGGCGAUGGUGGUGACGCCAAACCCACACGAACUGUCCGCGUCUGGACGCUUCAGCAGUCGGAGCAGCUUAAGAACUUGAUCGAGACUUGUUUCCCCGGCGGCUACCGUAUCAACUGGGUCUGGGUCGCCUCACAGAUGGGCAACACGUUCACGCGGAAGCAGUGCAAGAACAAAUGGGAGAUUAUGCGUCGCCGUGCUGGAACAGACGAGGAGAUUGCGCAAUUGAAGCGUGGCUAUGAAGAGUUUGGACCUUCUUGGAGCCAGAUCCAGGAAAAGUACUUGCCAGAGCGGUCGCAGGGUGGGAUCUCGAUCAUGUGGGGGCUUUUGCUGGCGCGCGAGGAAGAGGAGGAGAGGAAGCAGCAACAACAGCAGUCUUCGUCCUCGUCUUCAGGAAGGGAUAUGUCUGUCGACCACGUCAGCCCCACAGCUGGCUCGAGUGGUUUGGGCCUUAUGACACCCGUGUCGCCUUCUCGAUCAAGAAAAGAGGGUAGUAGUGCCGGCGCUACCUUCCCCUCUCAUACUUCGACCUCUUCGGUGGCCAGUCCGACAGGAUACAAGAGGGGAGCUAGCAGACGGCCUUCGAUGACGACUCCUCCCUACGGCGCCAGUUCUCGACACCACUGGCCACCAGUUGAGUGA